AUGUCGAAAUUUCCUUCUUAUCCGAACUACGAAGUAGUUCGGCAGCUAGGUAAAGGAGGGAUGGGUGUAGCGUACAUAGUCAGGAGCAAGGAUUCAUCAGUCACGGGAUUUCUUGCCUUGAAGCAAGUGCACUGCCAGAGCAAGCAGGAGGGGACUGGCGCCCUCAAGGAAGCAAAGAUCCUCCGCAGCCUUUCGCACGUCAACGUAGUUCGGUACCACGACGUGUUCCUACACCUUGAACGCGGGAUGCAGUUUGUCUGCACAGUGAUGGAGUUCUGCCGUUCGGGCGACCUGGCUCAGCAUCUCCUGCAAACGAAGCAGUCGGGCAGCCAGAUCGAGGAAACGAUCUGCCUCACUUGGAUGCUGCAGCUGAGCACGGCGCUAGCGUACCUGCAUGACAAGCGGGUGAUCCAUCGGGACUUGAAACCUGCCAACGUCUUCCUCCACCUCAUGUCUCGCUCGGACUUCGUACUGAAGCUUGGAGACUUCGGUCUGUCAGCGACCCUGGACGGGAGGAACAGGACGAGCCAAGUUGGGACUCCCUGCUAUCUCGCUCCCGAGGUCCUGUUCAACGAGCCGUACGCUGAGCCGAUCGACGUCUGGGGAGUGGGAUGUAUCUUCUGGGAGAUGGUGUCCCUGGAGUUCCUGUACGAGAGGAAGGGCAUGCUUGCUGCUAACGUUCACACCGAUCCCAUCACGCAGGACUCGCUUCCCCCUAAGAUCAGCGUCAACGUCAGGAAACUUGUCUCCGCCUGCCUCAACAGCUCCCCUCAGGAUCGACCGACGGCUCGAGAGCUCUGCAAGCACCUCCACAAGCUCCUCUCCGGGCAGCCUCUCCAGCUGGAGAAGAUCAAGGUGGAGCCCCUGGACUGGACGCAGCCGCUCAUGACUGGGAUCGGAGCGAUCGCAGAG
Molecule: messenger RNA, 912 nt
Organism: Guillardia theta CCMP2712
Lineage: Eukaryota; Cryptophyceae; Pyrenomonadales; Geminigeraceae
Exons: 1
Biological process (GO): protein phosphorylation
Molecular function (GO): ATP binding; protein kinase activity
Source: RefSeq, a predicted model, not a curated record